This is a messenger RNA of Acanthoscelides obtectus, 771 nucleotides long. Lineage: Eukaryota; Metazoa; Arthropoda; Insecta; Coleoptera; Chrysomelidae. The record is from the annotation of a GenBank genome assembly.
AUGUCUAGCAGUGAAAGUUCGGAUACGGAAAUGAUCGAUCGUAAAAGAAAAAAAAGAUGUCCUGAAACAUGGAAGAGAAAUGAAAGGAAGAAAGCUCGUCUUCUUGGAAGCCAAUACACAACUAAAACUGGGAAAAUAGUCAACAAAAGGGAGGUUAAAGCAGAUUGCACAUGUAAAAAGAAAUGCAUGACUAAAUUUAGGACGGAAGAAAAAGAAGCUGUUUUGAGAGCAUUAUACGAGAAAGGUUCAAAAAACGAACAAGAUGUCUAUUUACAAGGGUUAAUGGAAUGUAAACCAGUCGUUAGGAAGCGACCAAAUAAAGAGGCCAGAGAAAAACUCAGGACAGCGAAGAAUUUUGCAUUAAAAUUCGGGAGGCCUCAAGUAGAUGUAUGUGGACAAUGCGAGGAAUUAACAACAAAACUUAAGGAUUCAAAGUUAAACGACAACGCUAAGAGAGUUGCUGCUGCCGAAUUAAUGGUUCAUAAGCGUCGAGCUAAAAAAUUUUACUCAAAGCUAAAGGAAGUCACUGAUCUGUGCCAUGAACGAGAAGAUGUUGGUGGAAUAGUUUUUGACUAUAUUCAAAAUAUGCCGCUGCCUGUUAUACCUGUCCAGGAAAUGUUUUAUUACAGGCAACUACGGCUAUAUGGGUUUGAAAUACACGAUUUAAGAAAUGAUACUGGACAUUUUUAUACAUACCAUGAGGGACAAGCCGCGAAGGGACCCAAUGAGGCGAACAUUAUCACGUUCAAGAUCUUUGAUGGCUCUGUCUAA